This is a messenger RNA of Triticum urartu, 6016 nucleotides long. The record is from RefSeq and is a predicted model, not a curated record. NCBI's taxonomy places the organism in Eukaryota, Viridiplantae, Streptophyta, Magnoliopsida, Poales, Poaceae.
UAACUCCUAAAGCCUUUUCCAACGGUGUGCAUGUUAAUCCAUUCUUAUUCACGAAAUCUUGGGAAAUAAAUGAGUGUGUGGCACCGGUAUCAAAAAGAACUGUACCAACUGAAGGAGGAAUGAGUAGUUUACCGAUGACAACAUCUGUAGCUUCUCCUAGUUGCUCUGCAGCCACAUAAUUCAGCCUUGGUUGUCCUCCUACAUGUCCUCCAUGCCCAGCUCCUCUUGCUGCAUAGUUCAUAGGUCCGCCUUGUCCUCGCCCAGCUGGUGGACGAUGCACUUGAGUCUGAUGCAUAGGUGGCCUUGUAGGAUUUGCGGAAGGAGGGUGCAAUUGAGCUUGUGGUGUCCUGGUCUCCCACAAUUGAAGCAAAGUCCUGUGUCCGUCAUACAAUCUCGAGUAGCAUGCCCUUUUCCACACUUCCCACAUUUAGGAACAAAGGUUGGCUGAGUAGGAAAUCUAGGCCAUGGUGGUGUCAUAUGAGGACGCACUGGUCCAGGCAUCAUAGGACGUGGGUGAUGCAUCAUGGGGCGUCGGUCUACCCUUGCUUUCUUCCUUCUUUCUUCACUUAGGUUGGCAUGCUCAUUCUCAAGUAUGAAGGCCCUCUUGACAAGGUCUUAAAACUGGGUGAUCCCAUGAAUCGAGAGGUGCUUUUUUAGGAAUGGAUGCAGCCCCUCCAUAAACUUUUCCACCUUCUUGGCUUCUUUAUUCACAUCAUCCGGAGCAUACCUUGCCAAAUCAUUAAACUGGUUUAGGUAGUCAUUUAUCCUCUUACUACCCUGAGUUAGAUUGCGAAACUCCCUCUUUUUGAUAUCCAUCUUUCCCUUUGGGAUAUGGGUCUCACGAAAAUUCUCCUUGAACUCCUCCCAAGUGAUAGGCUGAUUAUUUGCUCGGUUAAGGCUGAAAUUUCUCCACCAAGCUGCUGUUGGUCCGGUUAGCUAGUGCGAUGCAUAUCUCACCUUCUCUUCAUCUAAGCACCCCACGGUUUCCAGAUUGUGUUCUACUUCUAACAACCGGUCAUCUGCCUCUAGUGGAUCCACUGCCUUGGAGAAUGUGGGUGGCUGAGUUUUCAGAAAUUCUCCCAAGCUAACUCCUGCACCAGGUAGGUUUGCUCCUCCAGGAACUAGUCUUGUCAGUAUUGCUUCGAGGAAACGGUUCUGGUUCUCUUGGGACACCCUUCGAGAAUUCUCCAUGAACUUAGGGACAUCUCCCAGAUUGCCUUCUCCACCCAUAAGUCCAGAAGUUCCAGCAUUGCCAACUUCUGGGUUGCUUGGAAGUUGUGCCGGUCCAGGUAGAACACUUUGAUCUUCUGAAGCUGGAGUACCCCCAUGCUGAUCAUGGUCGCUUGAUCCCAAACGAAAGACAAGGUCUUGCUCAGUCAAACCAUUGUUAUUCAUCCUGCAUUUUUUUCUUCUUCUUCUAGUUAGUUGGUUACUUCUUUGCAUGAUUAUUGAUUCAAAUCAGCAAGCACAAGUGCAAGUGAUACCAAUAAAUAGCGUGUUGUCCUUCAAUUUGUAGUAACCAAAACUGAAGUACAAUCAUGGUGGCAAAUGCCUCUUAGUAACCAGAAUGAUACCACUCUGAUUACUCACUAAAGCACACAAUAGUAAGGUACUAUGAGCCUCCUAAUGCACACAAGUUAUAUACUAUAGAACAAGCACUUAUGUUGCGAGAUACACAAUAGUAAGGUACAUUUGUUGCAGAAAGUUUAUUUCAAUUUAUAAAAGCUAUAAAACACUCGUAUUGCGAGAUAGACCACCAAUAGGUCCCCGUAGUCCCCAAUCCAAGAGACUGGCAUGAAUUCAUGUUUUUCUUUAACUCUUCAUAGUUUGUAUCACUUUACCCAUAGAGCUCGAAACCAUAAUUGCCAUAUGCAUUUCCUUAGAUGCGAGACAUGGUUCCGAACAUAAAGCUUUUCCCAUUAUGUAUAUUAUAUCUCCCCCCGGCUAGUGGUCACUAGCCGUUGUGUCGGUUUUCGGAACCCGCACUCCACCAAGGCUUAUUAUAUAGCGCUUGUUAAUGCACCCAUCCAGCAUUAGCGUGGGAACUCAUCGCCCAUCCUACGACUACUUACCCAUGUGGAGAGUAUAAUAACUUGAUGGUAUUUGGCUCAACUCGACUUAGACGAGACCAUGGUUGAUACAGUUGUAGUACGACGCAUAAAACGAGUGAAAGUUAUUUAAUCUUAAUAUGCUAGCCAUAUGUAGAGGGCCCCACCUUCCAGUAUGUCCAUCCAGGGCACCCUCUACCCACCAAAUAAUUAUAAAAAUAAAUAAAUCAAUGGAUUAGCUGCUCCAUUAGCUAACCCAACUCUUUGUCAGCAGCCACUCCGCACAAUUUAUUACCAAAACAUUUUAUGCAAGUUGAUGAUAAGAUAGAAGAGAAUAGUUUUUUUUCUUUCAAAAAAAUAGUUCUACUCGGGAUGAUCAAGGAGAGCUUGCCUGAGUUCCCGUACUCAGACCCGGACUCAGCUUGCUUCUGUAGCGCCUCCUUCUCCUGAUUGUACUCAUUUCCUGCAGUUCGGCAAAUAUAUAUUUCGAGACUAAGUCGAGUGAAUGAUAGGGAAAUAAAAAUAUAUGUCGGUGCAGUGUGGUCAUCCUACAGUCAAAUAUUACUCUUUAUUUCUAAUGUCUUUUUACUAAGCUUGCAUUAGUACGUGUACUAGGUGUGCACCUGGGUAUGUUACUAGGCUAAUUUAUCCUCCACGUGCCCUCUCCCUUUCUCUAAACUAAACCUAUCUCUCUCUUCCCUGUACUAGUUCUGUACUAGUAGUUCUCAACCGAACAGAGCACCCACUAGUACUAUCAGUCCAGGAAGAACACAAGUAAUAGCACAGACUGAUGCUCCUCUGCUCCUUGCCCAGAUCGGCGCCACCGCCAGCGACGGGAAAGAUGCCACUGCUAGAUCCUCCACACUCUCUCUCCCCUGAUGUGAAUCCCCAUAUUAUCCCCAUGAAUUUCAGCCUCAACUCUCUAAUCCCCCUCUGUGUGUGUGUUCUUUUUGGCUUGCAGGUCAAACCCUAUUGGGGAUGUGAUUUCCCUGCUCCAGAUUGAAGUGGUCAGCGUUGGGCGCCGCCGUGAUGCUGGAUGGUGCAGGUCAGAGCUCCAGUGCGUGGCCAUGGAGUAGAUCGAACAUAUGUGCAGGGGAAUGCUAGUGCUGCUGGGAAGAAGAGAGCUUGGUCUGACUAUUUUGGGUAAAGCUGAGAUGAGUGAAACUUGGCAGUUGCUUACUCUGCUCUCCUUGCCAUCUAAUAUUUGAUAUCCACCUCCCUUGGCUGUUCGUCUUUUGAACAUCAUGCCGUCAAAAGCACCGACUAUCUGCAACUGGGUUCCUUCAACAGUAACUGAGGAUAAUUUGAAGGAUUUCUUCUCCAUAGGAUUUUCGCCAGGGAAGAAUGUUAUGUCUUACCGUGCACCUGACCCGGACGAGGAACGGCCCAAUCCAAAAAGAUGGUGAAGUCAUUGUCUUUUCCGACCACAUGAACCGUGGCUUUUCACCACCCGGCUCAAAGUUCUUCAGAGAUGUCCUCCAUUUUUUCAAAAUCCACCCUCAAGAUCUCGGGCCCAAUUCCAUAUCCAAUAUCUGCAAUUUCCAAGUUCUCUGUGAGGUGUACCUUCAAGAAGAACCGACUGUGGAACUCUUCAGAGAGUAUUUUUAUCUGAACCGCCAGAACGAGUGUACCAAUGGACCUAGCUUGGAACUUGGAGGCAUCUCAAUUCAGCGUCGAUAGGGCGCCAUCUUCCCCCUAAUAGUCUUGCCGAGUCAUCCCAAAGACUGGAAUCAGACUUGGUUCUAUUGUCAAGACACUUCACCAGCAAAUGAUAAGCCACUGCCGGGUUAUCGCGCAGAGCGUCUCGACUCCAAGUUUGCGCUCCCUGACAAACUCACUGCCGCCGAACGCAAGAAGCUUAUUCCAUCAAUUAAAAGGAUUAACACCUUAUUGGGGAACGGCUUAACCGGAGUUGACUUGACUUGUUGCUGGGUCUCAUGGCGGGUCAUCCCUCUAAGCCGCCUAUCCAAAUUGACGAAUGAAUAUGGUGGAGGCCCAAAUGACUCUCUUCAUCACAGCUCCGUUCAAUUAACUGAAGAAGAUAUUGUUUCAAUGUUGACCCUUCUGGUGAACGGCAAAUAUGAAGACUGCAGUAAAGUCGGGUUAAACCCCUUAUGCAAACUUAACCCGGCGCCAGAGGCCAAAUCUGAUUUCUGGAAAGCCAAAUAUGACCACGAAGCCGCCAAGAAGGCUAGAGCUGCCGCCAUGACCGCCAAGAAGAAGACCCGGAGGUCUAAGAAGAAGAAGAAGAGCACCGCUGAGGACCUGUUAAAGCUUGACGAUGAUACUUCUGAGUCGGAGGAUGACACGGGGGCCAGUCAGGUCGGAGAAGAAGAGCAACACGAGAGCCGUCGUCAAGCCCGGAAUGAUGAUGAGCCGCCUUCUGUUGUACAACAAACUCCUCAAAAAUGCCAAAAUGAGGAGGUUUCUCGCUCUUCUGGCGACUCAUCUCAAAUGCAAUUUCCGGCCUUCAAGACUGCCCCUGGUGGCCAAGCCAAAUCCAAGAAGGCCGAAGUGGUUAAACCGGUGGAAGACCCAUUAGUUCUUGCACCUGAACCGUCUAUGCCAACUUCUCCCCCUCAAACUGAAGCGCCAGAAGAUCCGGCUAUGACGGCUCAAUCGGACCCUCCUGAACCAUCAGCUGAUGAGACCACUCUCUACCCGGCUAUAACUGAACCAUCCAGUUCAGCUAAUCCACCGACAACCUCUGACACUGACGUCUUGGUUACUGGUAGCCGGUUUGUUGAGCCAGGGAACCCCACCAUAUUAGCUCCACACACUACUAAACAAGAAGCCUUAGAGAAGCAGAAGGUGCGGUUUAUGUCUCCCAUUACACCCAUCUCAAUGUCAAUGAUGUGCUGCCCGGCUAUCUCAGUCAUGUGCACUCCAGUCGUGACUCGGAAAUCGGGAUGGUCAAGCAAUUGCAGCUGAAGUACGAGAAUGCCUUAUCUGAAUUGGGUUCCCAAUUAACUGACGCCAAGACCCGGCUGGCGGAUCAAGAGGCAGAAAUCAAGUCUGCUGAUUCUAAACUUCAAUUAAGUCUUGCUAAGACAGAAAAACUGAAAACCAGCUUGACUACCAAAAAGAAAACCUGGGAUGAAGAAAAGACGCUGCUGACACAACGUGCCGAAAAAGCUGAAGCGGCUCUUGAGGAGGUUACCACGGAGCUGACCAGUUUAAAGAACCGGGUGUCUCAAAUGGUUUCCGCCAUCUUUGGCCCGCGAAGCAGGAAUCUGAGCCAAGAUAAUGUGACUAAACUGAAGGCGGUCUAUACCGUGGAGCAGUUGUACAUUGGCGCGCAACGAGCACUUGCUGCUAUCUCUCCUGCCAAUCAAGGACCCAACCGGCUCAGUGAUGUCUUGAAAAAGUUGUCAGUCUUACCCGCCAGGUUCCAAGAAGUCAAACGAUCAUGUGCCAGAGCUGGAGCCUUGACUGCCCUGAGCCGCUCCAAAGCCAGGGUGCCAGAUCUAGAUCCGGCGGAUGUAGACAGGGGGUACCCUACCGUGAAGGAAGACGGGUCUCCAUUUGAGCAGGAUGACUUUGUUGCUUGUGUGAGAGGAGUUCGACCUAAGGCUACCAUUCUUGGAGAUGAAACCAAUAUUGAAAAAUAUCAGCCGGGUUUUGAUUUGGAGAAUAAGAAGAUGGCAACUCCCUCUUACAAGGUGACAGAUCUAAUCCCGCCGGUUCGUCAACAUACAUUUGCUCCGGAAGUUGAUCCGGCUGGCCUGAUUGAUGAAGAAGUAGAAUUCAUUGUCGUGAACGGUUUUGACUGGUCAAAACCCAGCUUCCAAUCAGUAGAAGGAGGUGAACCGGCGAGGGAAGAGUGAGAACCAUAUUCGUGGGCUCUUUAGAGCCCUGUAAUAGAUUUAGCUUGAAACAACCGCAUAUUUACCUAUGCCAUCGUGCAUAAGAUGCCAUGUGUGGCUCUUUGCUUCUUGAUGUCAAUAUAUGCGUCAUAUUUAUGGUUA